This is a messenger RNA of Lachancea thermotolerans CBS 6340, 696 nucleotides long. RefSeq names its product ESCRT-III subunit protein SNF7 (gene SNF7). Gene Ontology annotation, biological process: vesicle budding from membrane; late endosome to vacuole transport via multivesicular body sorting pathway. Gene Ontology annotation, cellular component: multivesicular body; ESCRT III complex; cytoplasmic side of plasma membrane. NCBI's taxonomy places the organism in Eukaryota, Fungi, Ascomycota, Saccharomycetes, Saccharomycetales, Saccharomycetaceae. The coding region runs from base 1 to 696 and encodes 231 amino acids. The transcript has a single exon. The record is from RefSeq and is a predicted model, not a curated record.
AUGUUGUCGUAUUUUUUCGGCGGAGGAUCGACCUCCAAGAACAAGGACGCGCCCAAGAAGGCGAUCCUGGACCUUCGCGAGCACAUCACGCUCCUGGGCAAGAAGGAGGCGCACCUGCAAACACAGGUGGCGUCGCAAGAGCAGCAAGCGCGCACGCUGCUCGGCAAGAACAACAAGACCGGGGCCAAGAACGCGCUCAAGCGCAAAAAGACGUACGAGUCGCAGCUGGUGAAGAUCCAGGCGCAGAUGGACUCGCUCGAGCAGCAGCUGUAUUCGAUCGAGUCCGCAAACCUCAACCUCGAGACCAUGAAGGCCAUGAAGCAGGGUGCAUCGGCCAUGAAGAACAUCCACAAGGGUAUGGACAUCGACAAGGUCGACGAGACCAUGGACGAGAUCCGCGAGCAGGUGGAGCUCGGCGAGGAGAUAUCCGACGCGAUCUCGCGCCCACUGCACGCGGGCGCCGAGGUCGACGAGGACGAGAUAGACGAAGAGCUCGCGGCGCUCGCGCAGGAGUCCGUCAAGCAGGAGGUCGUGGCGCCGCCGCAGGGCCUGCCCUCUGUGCCGCUGGGCAAGGUCUCCACGCCGCACGCGGCAACACUGCCGGCGGGCCAGGAGCAGGACGCCGAGGCGGAGGAAGAAGAGGAGGACGAGGACGAGCGGGCCCUGCGCGAGCUACAGGCCGAAAUGGGGCUAUGA